This is a messenger RNA of Macrobrachium nipponense, 1941 nucleotides long. RefSeq lists its product as uncharacterized. Gene Ontology annotation, biological process: amino acid transmembrane transport. Gene Ontology annotation, cellular component: vacuolar membrane. The record is from RefSeq and is a predicted model, not a curated record. The transcript has 9 exons. Gene Ontology annotation, molecular function: L-amino acid transmembrane transporter activity. The coding region runs from base 245 to 1702 and encodes 485 amino acids. Lineage: Eukaryota; Metazoa; Arthropoda; Malacostraca; Decapoda; Palaemonidae.
UUCCUUUCUACUCACGACUCCAGUGGAUUCGCACUGACCGACCGUUCACGGCGUUCAGUUCAGUCUAGAACGUAGUCGUCUCCAGACAGUUCCUUCCACUCUUAAUUACGUACCAGUGCAAUCAGGACGUAUAAAAUUGCGUUAAUAUCAGAAAGAUCCCUCUGAAAAUAAGGGUAAGACCAAAGAAAACAUAAAAAAAAGAACUGUUGACAUGACUACCUACAAGAGUGACCAAUAAAACACGAUGUCCCUUGAAAAACCAGGAGGAGGAGGAGGAGGAGGAGGAGGAGGAGGAACGCCUUCGAUGGAAAUUUCGUCAGACGAGUCGACGAUUUUAUUUAAGAAAUACGGAAGUUACUCCACAAUCAAUGGAGACGCCGAGAGCCCAGCGGCCUCUGCCGAAUCAGCCAACGAAUGGACAGCCUCAGAAAAUGGGACGGAGGGUCGCGCCCACAAGGGCCUCAGUAUGAUGAUGGGCGCCAUGUUCCUGGUUGGGGAAAUGGCAGGGGCAGGAGUGCUCAAUCUACCCAAAGCUAUCGCCAAUACAGGAUGGACAGGUGUGCCAAUGCUGGGAGUCCUGUGCGCGAUGGUAGGGUAUGCAGGAACGCGACUGGCCCAGUGCUGGGUGAUGCUGGAAGAGCGGUGGCCCGAAUACAGGGUACCCUGCCGGAGACCCUACCCGGCAAUUGCUUACCGGGCACUUGGCAAAUUUGGACAGUACAUCACGGAAGUUGCCUUGAACGUAACUCUUUUCGGGGCUGCAACUGUCUUCCUCUUGGUGACGACUCAGAUGGUCCACCAGCUUUUGUUACCGUUUGAGACGAAGGUCACCCCCUGCGAGUGGAUUCUCAUCAUGGGAGGCCUCCUCAUCUUUCCUACAUGGCUUGGCAGCCCUAAGGAUAUGUGGCCUGUGUCAAUAUUGGCUAUGCUCUGCACAAUCGUCGCCUGUCUGGUAGUUAUGACAGAGGUCGUCCUUGAGCGCCAGACCCACCCUCCACCAGAGUAUUCAGCGCCCUCCUUCAGCACCUUCUUCCUGGGAUUUGGGUCUAUUCUCUUCGCUCUAGGAGGUGCUUCACUCUUCCCAACGGUUCAGAACGACAUGAAAAAUAGGUCCGAGUUUGGGUCCAGUGUCAUCAUCACUUUUCUAGUUCUACUGUCACUGUACUGGCCAAUGACCGUCAUCUGCUACGGGACCCUUGGGGACGCCGUGGAGGACAACAUACUCAUGUCCGUCAGCGGGGUGGCUGUGACCAUCACCCAGGCACUCAUCCUGGGACACUUCAUCUUCGCCGCCAUCAUCGUUAUCAACCCCGUCAUGCAGACCAUCGAGGGAAUUCUCUAUGUACCCAACAGAUUUUGUGUAGGACGCUGCAUUAUCCGGAGUCUCGUCAUGUGCGUCGUGAUGCUGCUGGCUAUGGCGGUCCCCACAUUUGGGAAGAUCCUGGAUCUCAUCGGAGGCUCUACGGUCACGCUGCUCUCCUUCGUCAUGCCUCCGGUGUGCUACUUCAAGCUGUGCACUGCCAGUAAUCCCACAAAUGGCCUGCCUUACAGAGUGCUGAGCCCGAAGGAGAGAAGUCUUCUCUUCUUUAUAGCAACUAUAGGCGUCGUUGGCGGCGUAGCUUCCUCCUUCAGCGCCCUCAGGGAGAUCCUGUCUCCUGAAGCCUUCGGCGGCACCUGCUUCUCCAAGGGCACCUUCCUGUAGCGGGUGAUUCAUUGGGCUUCUAAAGGGCUAGAGAAGGGAGAAGGGGAGACUCCAACUUCCCCUUAUUUCCAUUCUGAAUAAACACGUGAAGUGUCUUGACGGAUGGAACCGCUUCUAAUCAAUAUAAAUAAUGGAAGGCUGAUGAAGAGGAGGAAGUCUUGGACAAAUAUAUUAUUCGCCUUAAGCUAAAUCUGUGAAAAAAAUGGUAUGUAUAUUUCAGCAGUAAAAUACAUUGAAGA